Acipenser ruthenus (sterlet) is the source of this 2744-nucleotide messenger RNA. RefSeq names its product solute carrier family 22 member 2-like. Gene Ontology annotation, cellular component: membrane. Gene Ontology annotation, biological process: transmembrane transport. The transcript has 11 exons. NCBI's taxonomy places the organism in Eukaryota, Metazoa, Chordata, Actinopteri, Acipenseriformes, Acipenseridae. The record is from RefSeq and is a predicted model, not a curated record. The coding region runs from base 53 to 1729 and encodes 558 amino acids.
ACUGCCAGCCCACCUCAGCACAACAACACAGUAACCACUGGACACUGCAAAGAUGACAAACUUCGAUGAGAUCCUGGUGGAGGCCGGGGAGUUUGGGAGGUUUCAGAAGCGUGUCUUUGGGUUGUUUUGCCUGGUGUCCAUGCCGUGGGCUUGCGUCUACGUGGGAAUCGUUUUUCAAGGCUUCACACCCGAACACUGGUGUCGGAACCCAGCGGUGGAAGAUCUGCGGGGUAAAUGUGGCUGGACUCUGGAAGAGGAGAGGAAGUACACAGUUCCUCUAAUUAACACAACGACUGGUCCAGCAUACAGUCAGUGCCAGAGGUAUGAUGUAGACUGGAACAGCACCAUUAGCUGUGGCAGUCCUCAGCCAAAUUUCACCUUCAACCAUGGAAACCAUGUACUGCUGACUACCUGCCAAGAUGGCUGGGUAUUUGACUAUAAACAGAGGAGCUCCUUUGUUACUGAGUUUAAUCUGGUGUGUUCUGAUGCCUGGAUGGUGGAUCUCUUCCAGUCAAUACUCAAUCUUGGCUUUCUGGUGGGAACGAUAGUCAUGGGUUAUGUAGCAGACAGGUAUGGCCGAAAGCUAUGUUUUCUAGCGUCGACACUGGCAAAUGCAAUUACUGGGAUACUUGUGGCUAUCUCGCCCAAUUACAUCGCUCUGGUCAUAUUCCGGGGUCUGUUUGGACUUCCCAUAAAAGGUGGCUGGGUGACAGGCUAUGUGCUCCUCACAGAAUUGGUUGGAGUAGACUACAGGAGGACAGUAGGAGUCAUCUACCAGAUGUUCUUCAGUGUUGGAAUUCUCAUUCUGCCACUCAUUGCUUACCUCAUUCCAAACUGGCGUUGGCUACAAGUGGCCAUCACUGUCCCCUAUUUCUUCUUCUUGCUCUACUACUGGUGGAUUCCAGAGUCUCCAAGGUGGCUUCUGUCCCAAAAUAGGACUAGCGAAGCUGUGGCACUUGCUAAAGAAAUCUCUAAAGUGAACGGGAAAACACUGUCCAAAAAAGUGGAGACUCUUACAGAUGACAAUGAAGAGCUUUUAAGCCCAUCUUUUCUUGACUUAGUCAGAACUCCCAAGAUGAGAAAACACACUUUCAUUUUAAUGUUUAAUUGGUUCACAAGCGCUGUUGUUUACCAAGGCCUCAUAAUGCGUCUCGGAAUCCUGGGGGGAAAUGUCUACAUAGACUUCCUUAUCUCUGGAGUUGUCGAGUUUCCAGCUGCUUUUCUCAUUAUAGUGACCAUUGAACGGAUGGGAAGACGCAUUCCUUUCACACUUUCUAAUGUAGUUUCGGGGGCUGCUUGUUUAAUAGCUGCUGUUAUACCAGAAUAUGCAUACUGGGUUAAAACUGUGAUCGCCUGUAUUGGCAGACUGGGUAUUACCAUGGCUUUUGAGAUGGUUUGUUUUGUGAACGCUGAAUUGUACCCUACAUUUGUGAGGAAUCUUGCGGUUUCUGUGUGCUCUACCUUUUGUGAUAUUGGAGGGAUUGUUUGCCCAUUCCUUCUCUAUAGGCUAGCAGUUAUAUGGCUGGAGCUACCGCUGGUUGUUUUUGGAAUUCUUGCCUUCAUUGCUGGGGGACUGGUCCUUUUGUUGCCUGAAACCAAAGGUAUGCCAUUGCCAGAGACGAUUGACGAUAUUGAAAACCCUAAAAGGACUAAAGAAACAAAAAAUCACCAGCUUGUCACAUUGUUGCCUUCAGAUGUCACAACUAAUAAAGACUGCACUUCUGUUUGACCUUGGGGCAUCAGUUGUAUUUAAUGAUUGUUUAAUAGUGGUAAAUUAUGGCAAGCCAAAUCAUCAUUUAAAGAUAUCUUCAAAUGUAUAAAUAUGUCACAAUCUUUAAGAUAUACAAAAGUGUAGAUUGCUUCAUAUUGUUAGGGCUUUUCAAUGCAGUUGCCUGACAUGAUUCGCACUAGCCUUAUCAUUGAAAUAGCCAACCAUGGUCUUUGUUUUCACUGAGAGAAUAACAUGUUCACACAAGAGAAGAUUCAGUGGCACUCAUUUUAAAAAAAACGUUCUUAAUGUUGGGAUCGUUAAAAACGGAGGUUCGUUAUAAGAAGUGUUCAUUAUAGUGCAUAUUAUAUAGUGAUAUCUUGUAACGUUUGUAACUCGCCCUGGAUAAGGGUGUCUGCUAAUAAAUAAAUAAAUAAAUAAAUAAUAAUAAUGAAAUUAGCCUGUAUCUCUAAUUUACAGAUAUCUUAAUUUUAAUGUUUUCAUUUUGACAGUGUGUCACGUUUUAUACUGAAAACUUAUCAUGAUUCUUUGAUCUGUAUUUUUGUUCACAUUUUCUGUGAUUUUGUUUGAUAUCUGUGUUUAAAAUAUUUGAUUAAAUUUGAGUGUUGCGUUUCUUUUGUGCAUCAGUAUAUUUUUAAACACAAUUGAGAGUGCUUUUUUGUAUCCACAUGCCCUGAUGUGUGUAGCAAGAAAUGGGACUUCUGUUUUCCACAGUUCUUUUGGUGGUUAUCUUUAGGUACUUUGUUCUUUUUUACAGAUGACCCAAAAAAAAAAAAUCUGUAUUUAUUCAGGCAUUUAUUUUUAAUACCAUCAGAAAAGUGACCGGUUAUUUCUGGUGUUGCCAAAAAGUAAUCAUCGGUAAAUGUGGCGUGUUGCGGUAUGGAGAAACUUGCCCAAAUAAAAUAACAGAUGGGAAACACAGUGCUAGCUGCUCCUCUUUUGCAAUAACAGCGGUCUGUUGUGACCAAAUAUUAAAACAUUUAUGACAGUGUUUGUUAAAAGUACAUGUGCUCUU